AUGGAUCAAGAUGAUUAUCCUACAUUUCAAAAUAGAUCAGAAAAUAUUUCUGACAAUAUAUUAAAUUGCAAUUCUAUCUCUAUUAUACCUUUUGAAUCAUCAUUUCCACAUCAACUUGAAUGCUUUACAACUACUAAUCUUGAAUAUUCUAAUUCGUCAAUAUAUGCUUCUGACCCUAUUUCUGUAAUGCCUCCUGAGUUGUCAUCAUUACAUAAUCUUGAAUGCUUUACUUUGUCUUCUAGUAUUGAAUAUUCCGAUCCACUAUUACAUACUUCUGAAUACUCUACCUCUUCAUAUUAUUCUGAUCGAUCUAUUUUGUUAUUAGAUAAUCCUGAAAAUUUUACUUUACAAUUGGAUGAUUUAAAUAAUUCUGAUUCUUUUAACACUCAUACUUUACAAAAUACAAAAAAACAUGCAUCAGUUUUUGUUACAUCAUCUACCAAAAAACCAAAACCAAGAAAAAAUAAAAAUAUAAAAAAAGAAACAAAAUGUUUAGUUUCAGUUGAACGAAAUGAAAAAAUAGUGCCAUGUGGAGAAUCAUUUGCACUUAGUACUAGUACAACGUUGAGAAAAGCACAAGAAGAUAUUAAUAAAAAAAAUAAUAUUCAUACUACAAGCCAAAUGCAAUUCCUAGAACCAAUAGCCACUGUAUCAGUUACACAACGUUUAUUAUUACUAUAUGAAUCUAUACAAUUACUUACCAAAAAGUUGGUUCAAGAUGCUAAUCGGGAAAUCCGUAAAGAUGGAAAAAAACUAAAAUCCCUAUUAUUAAAUAAAAAUGAACUAUUAGGCUUUAAGGAGCUCAUUUAUUUAUUAGAACCUUUUGCUUGUGCAACAUCUUUAAUAGGAG
Messenger RNA from Racocetra fulgida, 850 nucleotides. Lineage: Eukaryota; Fungi; Glomeromycota; Glomeromycetes; Diversisporales; Gigasporaceae. The record is from the annotation of a GenBank genome assembly.